GUGGCUCAUACAGAGAAUAAGGGGGAGAGAUGUUGAUCGCUCUAAAUAUCUGCCUAUAUCUGUCUUUUACAUUUAUCCCUGCUGCUUUCAACUCGGACUCCUGUCAAAGCCAGGGACUCUUCAAGUUGAACGGGAUGUACAAGGAUGGAGACUUUAUCAUUGGCGGCUUGUUUGAGGUUCAGCACCUCAAAGUCUUCCCAGAACUGAGUUUCAGAAUGAAGCCAGAACAGCCCAAGUGUGAGGAAUUUUAUAUGUCAAGUUUCCAGCAGGCACAGACCAUGGUUUUCGCUAUAGAUGAGAUCAACAAGAAUCCAAAACUGCUGCCUAACAUCACUCUUGGUUACCAUCUUUAUGACAACUGUUUGAAGCUUGUAGUAGCAUUCAGGGCUGCUACAACUCUUAUAAGUGGGACAGAGGAGACAUUUUCAAACCUUAAUUGCACUGGCCCACCACCAGUAAUUGCUAUUGUUGGGGAUCCUGGGUCAACUCAUUCUAUUGCAGUUUCUAGUGUACUGGGUCUGUUUCGUGUUCCUAUGAUUAGCUACUACGCCACCUGCUCCUGUUUGAGUGACAGGAAAAAGUACCCUUCUUUCUUCAGAACUAUUCCCAGUGAUGCCUUCCAGGUGCGGGCUAUGGUUCAGAUCUUAAAAUAUUUUGGAUGGACCUGGGUUGGUGUUCUCUAUAGUGACGAUGACUAUGGUAUCUAUGCUGCCCAGUCCUUCCACCAGGAAAUGCAGCGGUUUGGAGGUUGUGUGGCCUUUUCUGAAAUAAUGCCCUAUGAUAAUCACAGGGACAUUCAGCGCAUAGUGGCAGUGAUAAAGGGCUCUACAGCCAGAGUAGUAGUGGCAUUCUCAACUGAUCUGUUACCCCUGAUGGAUGAGUUGUUACUGCAAAAUGUGACAGGCAGGCAGUGGAUUGCAAGUGAGGCUUGGAGCACCUCACCUGUGCUCCACCUUCCACAUUUUGUACCCCUCGUUGGAGGCACGUUGGGUAUCGCCAUCCGUCGAGGAGAGAUCAAGGGACUUCAUGAAUUUCUGUUACACCUUCAUCCUGACAGUGAUCCAAGAAAUAAUAUGGUGAGAAUCUUCUGGGAGAACAUGUUUGGGUGCAAAUUUGAGAAUGGAAGCAAAGAUGGAGAAAAAAUGUGUACAGUCCAAGAAGAUUUGAACAGCACAGUUAAUGAAUAUAAUGAUGUAUCAGAGCUGAGGGCCUCUUAUAAUGUGUAUAAGGCAGUUUAUGCCCUGGCACAUGCACUUCAUGACCUGAUGCAGUGUGAAGAGGGGAGAGGACCAUUUAGUGAGAACAGCUGUGCCGACAUAACCAACCUACAGCCGUGGCAGAUGGUUCACUACCUACAGAAAGUGAACUUCACCACUGGCUUUGGGGAUCAUGUGUCAUUUGAUGAGAAUGGAGAUGCUUUGGCCAUCUAUGAUGUGAUGAACUGGCACCCAAGUUCUGAUGGGUCGAUCGUUGUUCGCACAGUUGGUGUGGUAGAUGAAGGGGCAGCAACAGGGAAGGUGCUCACACUGGAGGAGGAUGCAAUAUACUGGAACUUUGAGACAAAAAAACCUCCACGUUCUGUGUGCAGUGAGAGCUGCCCCCCAGGAACCAGACGAGCAACAAGGAAGGGCCUUCCUGUCUGCUGUUUUGACUGCCUGCCAUGUGCAGAUGGAGAGAUUUCCAAUACAUCAGAUUCUACUGAAUGCACAGUGUGUCCAAAAGAAUUCUGGUCCAAUCCAGAAAAGAAUCGCUGUAUCCCCAAAGCAGUAGAGUUUCUGUCCUAUGAGGAUCCUCUCGGCAUCUCUCUGACCACUGCUUCCCUGCUUGGCACCUGCUUCUGUGCUCUUGUGAUGGGUAUCUUUGCUCAUCAUCGUAAUACUCCUGUAGUACGUGCCAACAAUUCAGAGCUCAGCUUUCUGCUGCUGUUGGCACUCAAACUGUGUUUCCUGUGUGUGCUGCUGUUCAUUGGUCAGCCACAAUUGUGGACGUGUCAAUUAAGACAUGCCAUGUUUGGUAUUAGUUUUGUCCUGUGCAUCUCCAGCAUCCUGGUUAAGACGAUGGUGGUAAUAGCUGUAUUCAAGUCAUCUCGACCUGAGGGUAAAAGUGCCAUGAAAUGGUUUGGAGCAACUCAACAAAGAAGCACAGUAGUGGUCCUCACUGCAGUCCAAGUCGUGAUAUGUGCAGUGUGGCUCUCAACUGCCUCUCCAACACCCCAUAAAAACAUCCUGUAUAUCAGGUCUAAAAUAGUAUAUGAAUGUGCUUUUGGCUCAGUGACUGGGUUUGCCAUUCUCCUGAGUUAUAUUGGACUCCUGGCAGCAGUAAGCUUUCUGUUAGCUUUUCUAGCAAGGAAUCUCCCAGAUAACUUUAAUGAAGCUAAAUUCAUCACCUUUAGUAUGUUGAUCUUCUGUGCUGUGUGGAUUGCAUUUGUUCCAGCAUAUGUGAGCUCACCAGGGAAAUAUGCAGUGGCUGUGGAGAUAUUUGCCAUUUUAGCUUCUAGUUUUGGAUUACUUGUGGCCAUAUUUGCCCCAAAGUGCUACAUCAUUAUAUUACAUCCAGAGAGAAACACUAAAAAAGCCAUCAUGGGAAGAACUGGUGAAAAUAAAUAAUUACACAUGCUGACUGUAACAUUUUCUUACAUUGGUAUUUCUGGCUUUGAAUAUCCAGCUUGUAGGAGCUUUAAUAGUUGGUAAUAGACAUGUAUCAACAUAUACUUUUAAACACUGUCUAUUUCUCACUCUAUUGCUUUGUAUGUUUUCUAAUGUAGGCUAUAUAAAAUUACAAUAAUAUUGAUUACCAUACCAAUGCUUCCUAUCAAUAUUAAACGAAAAAAAAAAAAAAAAAAAAUGAAAUGGGACUUGUGAAGAGAUGAUCCAUGAAAAACAGGUAUAAAAAAAUAAACGGGUAUAAAGAAAAUAUGCAGAUUUAAAGCAACCAUUGCUCAACCAUUGCUGUAUGCAACAUGACUGUUAAGCAUUAGGAACUGUUGUGAAUUAGCUCAAAGGGGAAAUAUUAAUCAUUAUUCAUAACUCAUUAUGAUUAUUCAUUAUGAUUAAUCUUGAAUAUUUUAAACAGUUAAUCAGAUUAACUUGAUGCAGUGGCGAGCGAUGACGUUUUUAAUAGGGUAUGAUGCUGAGUGGUGGGUCAUGUAAAAAGUCUGGCCGAUGUAGUUACGUUGAAUGGGUUUAUUAACAGUGUUCUCUAGACACUGUUAGUUUACUCAGUUGCUUAGUCAUGACACAUAGUAACACAGCGAAAAGUAUUUCUAAUAUGUUGGACCUUUUAUUGAGAGUAGCCUACAUUUACCUGUUGAGACGUGCCUUCAUAAGCACCUGUAAGAGCUUUUGUGAUGUUUGAGUCGAUGGAGGCGCGACAUGCGAAAGGUGCGUUUGCAAAAUAUGCUGUAUUUUUGUAAGCCCACUAUGUGCUGCUAGUGU
Megalobrama amblycephala (Wuchang bream) is the source of this 3434-nucleotide messenger RNA. Its product is annotated as extracellular calcium-sensing receptor-like. Gene Ontology annotation, cellular component: membrane. Bases 30 to 2606 code for a protein of 858 amino acids. The record is from RefSeq and is a predicted model, not a curated record. Gene Ontology annotation, molecular function: G protein-coupled receptor activity. Gene Ontology annotation, biological process: G protein-coupled receptor signaling pathway. The transcript has 6 exons. Lineage: Eukaryota; Metazoa; Chordata; Actinopteri; Cypriniformes; Xenocyprididae.